Molecule: messenger RNA, 1088 nt
Organism: Daphnia pulicaria
Lineage: Eukaryota; Metazoa; Arthropoda; Branchiopoda; Diplostraca; Daphniidae
Exons: 3
Coding region: 11-862 (283 amino acids)
Source: RefSeq, a predicted model, not a curated record
AGUUGUGACGAUGCACAUGUUGAAGGAAUCGCAGGCUCUUUCUCGACUCUCACCAUCACCACCACUGCCCUCUGCUUCUUCCAUUUGGCUCACGAACGAAUUAGUGGAACCGCUGGAACAUCUGAUAUCGUUGUAUGAACAGGAUCCCUGUCUCACACCUGUCACUGAAUCACCACCCAGUUUUUUUGUUGCAGCGAAUGUUUGUUUACUUGUCAUCGUCGGAAAGGAACCAAGAUCACCAGCUCACAAGUUGAAUUCAAUUCCCCGUCGAACGACAUUAAAGAUGCCCUACAUUUUCAUAACGGUCCAAUCAGGUGGAUGGGACCCUUCUUUGCCCAUCAACUUGGAUUAUUCGCCGGAAUUAGAUCCAGAGAUCAACGGAUUUUUGCGCGAACAUCAACAGCCCAAUCACAAGCAUACAAACCAUCGUGGGCCAUCCAGGAAUGCUGAUGGAAGAGGAUCCGUUUCCACUCAUUGCGAAUUGCGGCUGAUUCUCGAUGGGCUGGAGAAGCUUGGGUUUCAGUUGGUGACCACUGCGUCUUAUUCAUUUCAAGGCCGGGCCCACAACGAGUUCAUCAUGCAUCGUGAACUGACGCCCGUGAUGGACCAUCUGCACGAAAUGAAACACAAAGAGAAACAACACUUGGCCAUUCCAGAACAAAACAAGAAGAAAAAUAAAGAUGAGAGCCAUAAACAGCAUCGUCAUCGAGAUCGCACUAGCAGCAGUAGCAGCGAUCACAGUAUUGACGACAGGAAUAAUAGAAGGAAAACCGAUUCUUCGACACCUGCUCAUCACAAGAGCAAGAAUCAUUCAUCGUCAUCAGCCCCAUUCCGCAGCCAACAGUCGCAACUUUACUACUAACUCACUACUAACUCCGAUUGUUUGUCCAUAAAAUUGGCCUGAUUUUAGCACAAUCAGUCAAUUAUUACUUCUUAAAAAAGACAACUUGAUUUUAAAUUACAUCAAAUUAUUUUAUUGUUCAAACCAUUCUAGAAAUCCUCUCUUUACCCGUAGUACACUUUUGUCUUUUUUUUUUCUGUUUGUGAGUGGAACUAUAAUUAAAUAAAAAAAAAAUCACUGAAACGAA